GAGGAGGUUUCCCGUAGAAUGUCACGGGACCCUUACUCGAGCAGUGGCGUGAUCGGUCCCGGUGGCGGCACACGUUCACCACGCAGCGGUCGUCGCGUGGGCGAACUGCCGACCGUUGAUCGUAGUCCGUCGCGAAGUUAUGCCAGCGGUCGUGGCAGUCCGCUCGGUGGUCGCAAGCAACGGGGAACACGCAGCGGCAACAACUCGCCGGAGCAUCUAGGCUACGGCGGCGGCUACCAUCACCAUCAGCUGGGCAGCCCGUACUACUCCCGCGACGAGGACCUCGGCAGUCCCGUGAUGCUCGAGGAGAGGGGUAGGAGUAUGUCGACCGGGGGCGGUGGGGGCGGACAUCACCGAUCCAGAAGCGCCUCGAGACCCGCCAUGUCCAGCUCGGCGGGCAUGGUAGCGCGUUACACCAGCCUCGAUCGUGCCUCCGCUGGCGUUCUCGACCAUGAUCGGGAAUUCAUGCCGAUACGCGAGCCGAGCCGCGAGCGUAGCCGCGAUCGCGGACUCUACCUGGAGGAUGAGCUCUACGGCUCCAGGUCGGCCCGCCAGAGCCCGAAUCCGCACAUGCUGCGCGACGGCGGCGGCUACAUCGGCGAGCUCCAGCACCAGAACAACGAUCUGCAACGCGAGCUCGGCAACCUGAAGAAGGAGCUCGAGCUGACGAACCAGAAACUGGGCAGCUCGAUGCACAGCAUCAAGACCUUUUGGAGUCCGGAGCUGAAGAAGGAGCGGGCGCUGCGCAAGGAGGAGAGCACCAAGUACAGCCUCAUCAACGAACAACUCAAGAUGCUCAACUCGGAGAAUCAGAAACAAAGCAUAAUGGUCCGUCAACUGGAAGAGGAGCUCAGAAUGAGGAUGCGCGGGCCGAGCGUCGAGAUGCAGCAACAAAUGGAAGUUUUGUACAAUGAGAACGAGCACCUGACUCGCGAAAUUGCCAUACUUCGUGAUACGAUAAAGGAGCUGGAAUUAAGAAUAGAAACGCAGAAACAAACGCUGCAGGCUCGUGAUGAGAGUAUCAAGAAGCUCCUCGAGAUGCUCCAGAACAAGGGGAUGGGAAAAGAGGAGGAAAGGAUCAUGUUCCAGCAGAUGCAGUCGAUGGCCCAGAAGCAGGAGCUCAAAGCGACGAACGAGAGCUUGAAGAGUCUGCAGACGCAGCUGGAGCUCGCGUACGCCUCGACCGCGUCCUCGGGACAUCCGGUGGUCGGUGGCAGCGGCAUCAGCGGAUUGGCGGGCGCAUCGGUCAUCGGACUAGGUAGCGUAUCGGGGGGUGCAGGCGCUGGGGGCUUCGGCGGCGGUACCGUCCUCGGAGGUAGCGUGGCGGUUCCAGGCGGCGUGCCCGGUAGCACCACCCUGACCGCCAUCAUGGAGACGAAAGACGCGCGCAUAACGACCCUGGAGAAGGAGGUGGCGUUGCUGGAGGCCGAGAUGCAGCGUAUUAAGGAGUGCGGUGGUAGACUGCGGGAACAACUGCUCAAGGUCACCGCUGUGCCAAACAGCGGUGGUACCGUACAGCAGCAGCAACAGCAGCAAUUUGGUGGUAUCAUGCAGUCGACCGGCCUGGGUGGUCAGCAACAGCCCGGCACGUUGGCCCUGCCCAGGGGACCGUCCAUGAUGACCUCACUGGUACCGUACGGUGGCCACGGGUCAUCCGCUGCACUAACCAGUUCGUUGCUUGCCGGUUCGACAGGUGGGACUACCACCGGGAGUGGCGUCGGGCUGGGCGUCGGUGGCGGUUCCUCGUGCCUGGCCGGCAUCUCGUCGGGCACCACCACAGGCGUGGUCAAUCCAUAUACCGAUCGCUACGCCACCGAUCAUCAUCCUCAUCAGCUGCAUCAUCACCAGCAUCACCAUCACCACCAUCUUCACCAGCAGCAGCAGCUGCAGCAGCUGCAGCUGCAGCAGCAGCAGCAGCAGCAGCAAAUGCAGCAACACUUGAAACAAAUAGAGCCGGCGGCGGCUGGCGCCCUUGCGCUGCAUGCUCACACCUUCAACAAGCACGAUCUGAACUUCAAACGGCAAGUUGACUACUCGCGGAUGAGACGACUGCAUUUUGCAUUCCAAACGCAAAAAUCUCAACAUACGAGUCGAAUAUUGCUGGACGAGCUCCGGACGGAGGUACAGCGACGGGACCAGGAGCUGUUGGCAAUGUCGGCGAAAAUGAAGACACUCGAAGAGCAACAUCAGGAUUACCAGAGGCACAUCGCCGUGCUCAAGGAGUCUCUCUGCGCCAAGGAGGAACACUAUAAUAUGCUACAGGCCGAUGUCGAGGAGAUGCGGCAGCGGCUCGAGGAGAAGAACCGGAUGAUCGAGAAGAAAACGCAGGCGGCGAUGCAGGCGCAACAGGAGCGCAAUCGUAUCAACACCGAGCUGACCGAGAUCAAGGAUCACAUGGACAUCAAGGAUCGCAAGAUCAACGUUCUGCAGCGCAAGAUCGAGAAUCUAGAGGACCUGCUGAAGGAAAAAGACAAUCAGGUCGAUAUGGCUAGGGCCAGGCUGACGGCGAUGCAGGCGCAUCAUUGCAGCAGCGAAGGUGCACUUAGCAGCCUCGAGGAGGCGAUCGGGGAUAAAGAGAAGCAAAUGGCACAAUUACGCGAGCAAAGGGAUCGAGCUGAGCAGGAGAAGCAGGAGGAGAGGGAAUUGCACGAGAGGGAGAUCGCCGAAUACAAAAUGAAGUUACAUACCUUGGAGUCCGAGGUCGAGAAAUUGGGCGCACGUUUGGAGCGAGCGCAGGCGGAGAAGGACCGGCUGGAGGCGAAGCUCGAGAGCUCACAAUCCGAACUCGGUAAGAGCAAGGCUGAGCUGGACAAGGCCGCCUCCGAGGUCGGACGUAGCGGCGCGGACUGGGAGGCGGCGAAGCAGCGGCUGGCCAGGUUGGAACUGGAGAACGAGAGGCUGCGGCAUGACAUAGAGCGGUCGCAGGGAUACGGCAGAAGCACACUGAACUCGUCCCAGGAGAUGGAGCGCGUUCAGGAACGGGCCGACAAAACGGCCGGUGAACUAAGGAGGGCCCAGGCCGAGCUGAGGGUCACGCAAGCGGACAAUGAGAGAGCACGUGCCGAGGCCGCAACCCUCCAAGAAAAGGUGGAGAAGAGUCAGGGCGAGGUGUACAGGCUCAAGGCUAGGCUAGAGAAUGCUCAAGGCGAACAGGAGAGUUUGCGGGAAGAGUAUGACCGAGCACAGGCGUCCGUGGCCCGUCUUCAUUCCGAGAGGGAUAAGGCGGUUAGCGAGCUCGAAAAGUCGCAAGAGGAACUCGAGCGCACGCAAGCUACCCUCGGCAAGGCGCAACUUCAGCAAGACAAGCUGCAGAAUUUAUUGGACAAGACACAGAGCGAGGUCGACAAGCUGCAGGAGAGGCUCGAAAAAACGCAGACGGAAGUUCGUAGAAUGCAAAUGGAGAAAGAAAAACAGAACUACGACUUCGAUAAUCUACAGAGCCAGCUUGACAAAGCGUUAGGACAGUCGACGAGAAUGCAGAAAGAGCGCGAGGCGAUUCAACUUGAUGUGGAUCGACUGCAGGACAAAUACGAGAAAGCUCAGGUCAUAAUGCAGCGACUGCAGAAGGAACGAGAUAGCUUCCAGGAAGAGAUGGAGAAGAUGCACGAGAGGAUAGAAUUCCAGCAAAAUCAGAUGGCCAAGGUGCAACGCGAGAAGGAGAAUGUACUCUCAGAACUCGAUUUGGUGAAGGAAAGGUGGGAGAAGGUGCACAAUGCUCAUCAGAAAUUAACGUUGGAGCGAGACGACGCAGUGACUGAAAUCCAAAUCCUAAAGGAAAAAUUGGAGAAGGCGCAGUACUCUAUGAACAAGGCUCACGAGGAACGAGAGAACACCGCCAAGGAAUUUGAAAAGAUGUUGGAAAAAUAUGAUAGGUCGCAGAGUGAGGUGUACCGCCUGCAGAAUCGUAUCGACGUGAUGGAGGCGGACAAGGAUCGGCUCGAGCUGGAGACGGAGAAGCAACAGAUGUUGGCGACCAAGUCGCGCGAGGAGGCGCGCAAGGCACAGGAGGAGCUGGCCCGGGUGCAGGAACUGUACGAUCGCGCAGCGUUGCAGCUCGGUCGCACGAAAGAGCACGAGGAGAAAUCCAAGGAGAAUAUUGAUCGGCUGAGCGUCGAUUUAGAGAUGGUGCGCGAGCGCUAUGAGAAGUCGCAGAUCGAGCUGCGACGACUGCAGAACGAGCGCGAGAAGCUGGUGGCUGAUAACGAGCGCAUCAGCUUCGAGCUCGAGCGGGCGCAUUCGCAGCUCAACAAGGCACAGGCGGCAACGGAGAAGACGCAGGAGGAGCUUGCGCGUAUGCAACUUGAAAUCGAGAAGAUGUACGAGAAGCACGAUCGUCAGCAGGCGGAGGUGAGGAAGUCGCAGGGUGAAGCGGAACGGCUGCGCGCUGAGGCGGAGAGCUCGCGCGAGGAGGUCGAGAGGUAUGCGACACGUUUCGGCAAGUACCAGGAGAGCCAGGAACGACAGAAGGAGGAGCACGAGUGGGCGAAGCUAGAAGUGGAGCGACUACGCGACCGUCUGGAGAAGGCGCUGGCGGAGCUUGAGCGCGCGCGGAAAGCUGAGCAGGACGCCUCGAGGCUGCGCGCCGAUCUGGAACGUGCGGAGGGCGUGCGAGGUAAAUACCAGUACGAGCAGGAGAAAUGGCAGAGCGAGGGUAGUAGGCUACAACAGGAGGUGGACAAGUUACGCGAGCGGUUGGAAAGCCGCGAGACCGAGCUGAAGAGAACGCAGUCGAACCACGCCGAGCUCGAGGCGAAGCUGCAUGAGGCGCAGCUUCAGCUCGAGCGGGCGCGCGAUGAGACGGGCAAGGCUACAGCACUGCAGGAACGCAAUCGUUCGGAGAUCGAGCGUGCACGGAUCGAGGCCGAGAAGAUACGCGACCGGCACGACAAGGUGAAGAUGCGGUCCGACGCGCUCGAAGCGGACAACGAGAAGCUGCGCGUCGAAAUCGUGCGGCUGGAGCGACUGAUGCAGACCGAGGGUAAGACGAGAUCCGAGAGCGCGAGUAUCGAGGUGGAGCGUUUACGGGCCAGCCUGGACAAGGCGAUCGUGGCGCGUGAUCAGGUUGAGCUUGAGGCCGGCAGACUCGCCAAGGAACUCGAAAAGGCGCAUCUGCAGACCGCCAAGUAUCAGGAGGCCACCGAUGCCACUAAGAAAGAGCUCGAGCGUCUCGCCGCGGAUGUGCAGCUACUGCGGGACGAACGCGAAGCGCUGCGCCAGGAGAUGCGCCGCGUGCAGCAGCAGCAACAGCAGCAGCAACAGCAGCAGCAGCAGCAGCAGCAACAACAACAGCUGGCCGGCAAUGAGGAAAUUGCUCGGAUGCAGUACGAGUUGCAAUUGGCGCAACGCGAACGCGAUAAGAUGGCAGCAAUUUUGGAGAAUCGGGAGAAGCAUUCGGAGAAGAUGAAGGAGAAGUGGGAGGCGGAUGCGAAGCAGUUGCAGGUGGAGCGCGACCAGCUGGUUAUACAGCUGGAAAAAUCGCAGGAAAUGCUGGUCAACUUCCAGCAGGAGCUUAGCGCGAACGAGGCCGAGCUUGAGCGUCAGCGCGAGGAGGCCCGUCGUCUUCAACAGCGGGCCCACGCACAGACGCCCGACCGCGCUGCCAAGGAGGCGCUUGAUGCACAAAUGCGCGAGGUGCAACGGCUGCAGCAGCAGGUGCAGAACAUGCAGCAGACGCAGCAGAAAGAGCGGCAGCGCGCCGAGCAGGCGGAGAAACGGGUGCAAGAGUUGCAGAAGCAGCUGACGUCGCGCGGCGUCGAGACGGCCCAGACCGACGCGGCCCAGCUCGAGCAAUGGCGGAAGCUAUGCGAGACGGAGCGGCAGCGGGCGGACACAGCCGAGCGCGAAGCUGGCGACCUGCAGAAGCGGAUACAGACGACGGAACGGCAGCUGCACGCGCAUCAGCAGCAGAUUCAACAGAUGCAAGUCACCAUGCAGCAACAGCAGCAGCAGCUGCAGCAACAGCAGCAACAGCAGCCCUCACAGCAGAACGGCCAGGAGGUCGCCAGGCUGAGAAAGGAGUUGGAACGCGCGCACGAGGAGAUUAAGCAGGCGACCGUGGAACGCGAGCGGUUCCAGGGACAGCUCGAGAUGCUGUGCCAGGAAUUGGAGAAGAAUCAGUUGGAUUUGCACGAGGCGAACAAGAAACUCCAAGCUGGCGCCGCGAAAGCUGGCGCCGAUACUAUCCAAGAGAGGAGACAGAUGGAGGAACAGAGACGACAGUUGGACGAGCAGAGAAGACAGACGGAAGAAAGGGCGAAGUCCGUGGAUCAGAAAGCUAGGAUGACAGAGGAAAAGGAGAGGACGCUCCAAAAUCUCGACCAAGAUCUGAAGAAGAGAAAGGCGAGAAUGGACCAACUGGAGCAACAGUUACAAAAGAGUGGCGGAGCGCCAGACAAGAGAUUAGCGGAAAUGCAAAAGGCGCUCGAGGUUGCCGAGAAGGAGAUGGAAAAAGCGAAGGAAGAAUCGGGCAGGAGCGCCGCCGAGACUGAGAGGCUAUUGCAGCUCGUGCAGAUGACACAAGAGGAGCAAAACUCAAAGGAGAAACAGAUCAGAGAACUUCAAGAUGCACUCAAAACCGCACAAGCCAAGUUGAAACAAGCGACAACUGCACAGCAAGAGGCGGGACCCGCCGGAUUCCUAAAAAGCUUGUUCUAAGGUCGAUUUUCGUUGGGAACGCCUUCUCCGUUCUUUUUAGUACAAUUUGCAUAUUAUAAGCGAGACUUUACGAGUAUAGACGUACACACGAGGGACUUAACAAACGAAGGAUUGAGGUCGAUCCGCCAAUGGGAAAAACUCAUGUCGAGACAUAUAAUUAUUUUACGUAAAACGCUGCGACCAUUGUUAACGUAUUUAAUAAUUAUAGCGAAAGGAUAAUAACGAUAAUAAUACAACAAUAACUUGAUAUAU
Molecule: messenger RNA, 6906 nt
Organism: Vollenhovia emeryi
Lineage: Eukaryota; Metazoa; Arthropoda; Insecta; Hymenoptera; Formicidae
Gene: brp
Product: ELKS/Rab6-interacting/CAST family member 1
Exons: 19
Coding region: 19-6654 (2211 amino acids)
Biological process (GO): maintenance of presynaptic active zone structure; regulation of synaptic plasticity; neuromuscular synaptic transmission
Cellular component (GO): cytoskeleton of presynaptic active zone
Molecular function (GO): structural constituent of presynaptic active zone
Source: RefSeq, a predicted model, not a curated record